Messenger RNA from Zonotrichia albicollis (white-throated sparrow), 1725 nucleotides. NCBI's taxonomy places the organism in Eukaryota, Metazoa, Chordata, Aves, Passeriformes, Passerellidae. The record is from RefSeq and is a predicted model, not a curated record.
AUGGAUCCAAGGCAGAGAAACAGCAAGCAGGGCUUCCUCCCACGCCGAGAGGAGGAGCCAAUCCCCACCUCAGAUUAUUGCAGGGAGGUGGGCACCAAGGAGGGCCCAGGUGUCCUGCAGACUGCAGGAUCCACGGCCACAUCCAGUGUGCACUGGUCCCAGCAGCAGGGGCAGGGAUGGGGCCCUGCAGCGUGGCUGAGCUCUGAGCUGCUGCUGCCACGGCCAACCGUGGAGAACCUGAGCAAAUGGGCCACGUCCAGGGAGCCCCAGCUGGCCAGCAGCCGUGGGAGGCUCUGCAAGGACCAGUGGGAGGCAGAUGAUAUUGCUGACAGCGUGCUGGAGAUGGAGUUCAUGCAGAAACAGGUGUUCACGUGUGAAGAGCACUGUGCAGAAGUGGAGGAGAUUGAAGAUCUGACCAGACUGGAACACAUCUUUGCCAUAGCAGAGAUGGCCUACACACUGUCCCAGUCGUCAGGGCAGGAGCAGUGUGUCCUCAUCAGUGGGCACAGUGGAUCAGGUAAAACAGAAGCUGCCAAAGCCAUUGUGCAAUACCUGACCAUGCUGUACCAGGGAUCUGACAGCCACAGGAUCAGACAGCCCUGCAAUGUCCUUCCCAUCCUGGAGAGUUUUGGAAAUGCAAGAACCAUCCUCAAUGACAACUCCAGCCGUUUUGGAAAGCUGCUGAGUGUCCACCUGCGACAUGGCAUUGUGGUGGGAACAUCCAUCUCCCAGUACCUGCUGGAGAAGUCUCGUGUGGUGUUUCAGGCCCAUGGUGAGAGGAACUACCACGUGUUCUACGAGCUGCUGGCAGGGCUGCCCAUGGAGCAGAAAGAGGAGAUGUACCUGCAGGAGGCAGAGUCCUACUUCUACCUGAACCAGGGCAGAGCAUGUGAAGUCCUGGGGAAGGAGGACAGUCAUGAUUUUCAGGUCUUGGUGCAAGCUCUGGAGGGAAUUGGCCUCUCAGAGGAUCAGCUGAGCUCCACCUGGGCUGUCCUGGCUGCCAUCCUGCAGCUGGGGAACAUCUGCUUUACCUCCUAUGAGGUUACAUCUUAUGAUCGGAUAUUCACCCCUCUGUCUGUAGAAGGAGCCAUUGAGGCCAGGGACUCCAUUGCCAAGGCUCUGUACUACCUGCUCUUCGAGUGGCUGCUGCUGAGGAUCAAUGAGUGGUUGGCUCCCUGGGAGUCUGACUGUGCCGUGGGCAUUGUGGACCUCCAUGGCUUUGAGGAUCUGGGGGUGAACAGCUUAGAGCAGCUCUGCAUCAACUUUGCCAAUGAGCACCUGCAGAGGUUCUUCAGCCAGACUGUCAUUGCCCAGGAAGAGGAGGAAUACAGCCAGGAGCAGUUGGCUUGGAUUCCUAUUUCCAAGACGUGCAGCGAGUCGUGCCUGGAUUUCCUUACUGCAAAACCCCACGGCCUCCUGUGCAUCCUGGAUGACCAGACAUCCCUGACUCAGGCCACAGACCACACUUUCCUCCAGAAGUGUCAUUACCACCAUGGAAACAGCCCUUGGUACAGCAAGCCCAAGCUGCCUUUGCCAGAGUUCACUGUGCAGCACUAUGCUGGCCCUGUCACCUACCAGGUGCACAAGUUUCUCAGUAAAAACCGUGACCAGCUGCGGCCAGAGGUGCUGGAUAUCUUCUCCCAGAGCCGCCUCAAGGUACAGAAAUGGUCAGGAGGAAGAUCUCUAUUGCAGACACCCAAUGAUCCACUCAUUGUCUUAAUGUGA